Molecule: messenger RNA, 2352 nt
Organism: Nestor notabilis (Kea)
Lineage: Eukaryota; Metazoa; Chordata; Aves; Psittaciformes; Psittacidae
Product: protein MON2 homolog
Exons: 19
Source: RefSeq, a predicted model, not a curated record
GCUGAAUCAGGAAUAAUAAAAGUGAAAACAAUAGCUGCACGUAACACUGAUAUUUUGGCAGCAUUAAAAGAGAACAGCUCAGAGGUAGUUCAGCCUUUUCUAAUGGGUUGUGGAACAAAGGAACCAAAGAUCACUCAGCUGUGUCUAGCAGCCAUACAGAGGCUCAUGUCCCAUGAAGUUGUCUCAGAGGCUGCAGCAGGAAACAUUAUUAAUAUGCUUUGGCAACUGAUGGAAAAUAGUCUUGAAGAACUUAAAUUGCUCCAGACAGUUCUUGUACUUUUAACAACCAAUACAGUUGUGCAUGAUGAAGCACUGUCCAAGGCAAUUGUACUUUGUUUUCGAUUGCAUUUCACAAAAGAUAAUAUCACAAAUAACACUGCGGCAGCUACAGUGAGGCAGGUAGUUACUGUUGUCUUUGAGAGGGUGGUUGCUGAAGAUGAACGAUACAAAGAUACUAUUGACCAGCCAGUUGCAGUUCAAGGAAAUAGUAACAGAAGAUCUGUCAGUACACUGAAGCCAUGUGCUAAGGAUGCAUAUAUGCUUUUUCAGGAUCUUUGUCAGUUAGUUAAUGCUGAUGCUCCCUACUGGCUCGUGGGUAUGACAGAAAUGACCCGGACAUUUGGCCUUGAACUUCUUGAGUCAGUCCUCAAUGACUUUCCACAGGUGUUUUUACAACAUCAGGAAUUCAGUUUUCUUCUUAAAGAAAGAGUAUGCCCUCUUGUUAUAAAGCUCUUUUCCCCAAAUAUCAAAUUCAGGCAAGGUUCCAGCACGUCAUCUUCCCCAGCACCAGUAGAAAAACCGUACUUCCCCAUCUGUAUGCGUUUGCUGAGAGUAGUUUCUGUUUUGAUUAAGCAGUUUUACAGUUUGCUGGUAACAGAAUGUGAAAUCUUUCUGUCAUUGCUGGUUAAAUUUCUGGAUGCAGACAAACCACAGUGGCUGAGAGCUGUUGCAGUAGAAUCUAUUCACAGGCUUUGUGUGCAGCCUCAGCUAUUAAGGUCCUUUUGUCAGUCUUAUGAUAUGAAGCAACAUUCCACUAAAGUUUUCCGUGAUAUUGUGAAUGCAUUGGGGUCCUUCAUCCAGUCACUAUUUCUUGUACCAAGCACAGGGAGCACAUCAGCAACACCAAACCAAACUGGAAGCAAUGCAUCGGGGAAUACUGGCUCAGCACAGACUAGCCCAGGAGUGCUUGGAAUGGGAGGAGGAGCAACUGUAUUACCUGCUUUUGAAUACAGAGGCACUUGGAUACCUAUCCUGAAUGUAACAGUACAAGGCAGUGCUAAAGCUACCUAUUUGGAAAUGCUGGACAAAGUAGAGCCACCUACGAUCCCUGAAGGCUAUGCCAUGUCAGUGGCAUUUCACUGUUUACUGGAUCUUGUCCGUGGUAUCACUACCAUGAUUGAAGGAGAGUUGGGAGAGGCAGAAACAGUCAGUCAGACCACAUCAGAGACAACUUCAUUACCAUCACAGUCUUCAGAGCAGCAAGACUUGCAGUCUGUAUCUGAUCAAUCAGAGAAAGAACUAGUUAGCAGAGCUGUCUGGGAAGAAAUGGUGAAUGCUUGUUGGUGUGGUCUUCUGGCUGCUUUAUCACUUCUACUUGAUGCAAGCACUGAUGAAGCUGCCACUGAAAAUAUUCUAAAAGCAGAAUUGACUAUGGCUGCACUUUGUGGAAGACUGGGUCUUGUAACAUCAAGAGAUGCCUUUAUCACUGCCAUUUGCAAAGGAUCUUUGCCUCCUCACUAUGCCCUUACUGUAUUAAACAGCACAACUGCAGCUCUGUCCAGCAAAUCAUAUUCCAUUCAAGGACAGAAUGUUCAAAUGAUCAGUCCCUCAAGUGAAUCUCACCAGCAGGUUGUAGCAGUAGGGCAACCCUUAGCUCUUCAGCCACAGGGAACAGUAAUGCUGACUUCAAAAAAUAUCCAGUGUAUGAGGACAUUACUCAACUUAGCUCACUGCCAUGGAGCUGUUCUUGGUACAUCGUGGCAACUUGUCCUGGCUACUCUUCAGCAUCUUGUGUGGAUUCUGGGACUGAAGCCUGGUGUUGGGGGUGCGUUAAAACCUGGAAGAGCUGUAGAAGGGCCCAGCACGGUUCUGACUACAGCAGUUAUGACUGAUCUGCCAGUUAUAUCCAACAUACUUUCAAGGCUUUUUGAAAGCUCACAAUACCUUGACGAUGUGUCUUUACAUCAUUUAAUAAAUGCCCUUUGCUCGUUGUCUCUGGAAGCCAUGGAUAUGGCCUAUGGAAACAAUAAGGAACCAUCACUUUUUGCUGUUGCUAAAUUACUGGAAACAGGACUAGUUAAUAUGCACAGGAUUGAGAUUCUUUGGAGACCUCUGACCGGUCAUCUUCUGGAG